GGUUGGGAUGAGUACGGAGUAGUGGCCGUCGGUUGGGAUGAGUACGGAGUAGUGGCCGUUGGUUGGGAUGAGUACGGAGUAGUGGCCGUUGGUUGGGAUGAGUACGGAGUAGUGGCCGUUGGUUGGGAUGAGUACGGAGUAGUGACCGUUGGUUGGGAUGAGUACGGAGUAGUGGCCGUUGGUUGGGAUGAGUACGGAGUAGUGACCAUUGGUUGGGAUGAGUACGGAGUAGUGGCCAUUGGUUGGGAUGAUGACGGAGUAGUGGCCAUUGGUUGGGAUGAUUACGGAGUAGUGACCAUUGGUUGGGAUAAGUACGGAGUAGUGACCAUUGGUUGGGAUGAGUACGGAGUAGUGACCAUUGGUUGGGAUGAGUACGGAUGACCAUUGGUUGGGAUGAGUACGGAGUAGUGACCAUUGGUUGGGAUAAGUACGGAGUAGUGGCCAUUGGUUGGGAUGAGUACGGAGUAGUGGCCAUUGGUUGGGAU
Staurois parvus is the source of this 485-nucleotide messenger RNA. The record is from the annotation of a GenBank genome assembly. Lineage: Eukaryota; Metazoa; Chordata; Amphibia; Anura; Ranidae.